Molecule: messenger RNA, 1229 nt
Organism: Hermetia illucens (black soldier fly)
Lineage: Eukaryota; Metazoa; Arthropoda; Insecta; Diptera; Stratiomyidae
Product: serine protease 7-like
Exons: 4
Coding region: 196-1116 (306 amino acids)
Biological process (GO): proteolysis
Molecular function (GO): serine-type endopeptidase activity
Source: RefSeq, a predicted model, not a curated record
GUAAAAAUAAAUCCAAAGGCAGUACAGCAUAGAACUUGUAACUGUUCGAAGCUAGUAAGAUGAAAUUAGCAUUAGACGUUACAAUCUGAAUUUAUUACAAUCUUUCGAAUAUCUAGACGUACACUUGGUGUUUUGGCUUUUAAAUUCAAAAGAUAUUCGCCGACGCCGACCGUUUCAUAUUUCAGAUAAAUUACAAUGAAUUUAUCAUCCUGGUCGAUUGUAAUUUUACAAACGCUCGUUGCGGGAAAUUGUCUGCCGAGUAAAAGUAGCGUAAACAGUACUUCUGAAGAUUCUACCAGGUGGGACGAUACUUUGGCCGAUAUAUCGUCAUGUUGCAUUCCCAGUCUCUCUAUAUAUAAUGGCAUGGAAAGUGAAUUGGGAGAAUUUCCUUCACUUGCAAUUUUGCAUUAUGUCAACUCGAACGGGUUCAGUACCUUCCCAUGUGGUGGGACAUUAAUUAAUAAGCAACACAUUCUGACUGCGGCUCAUUGCGUCACAGGAGCUAUACUCGAAAAAUCUGGAAAAUUACACAAAGUUCGUUUAGGUGAACAUGACUUGUCUCAAACUGUUUGCACAAAUGGAACGUGUAAUAAUGGAGUAAUAGAAAUGGACAUCGAAAAAAUUAUAAUCCAUAAAGGAUACGAUGAUAGAUCUAAAAUUCAUGAUAUAGCGCUAAUCCGUUUCUCCAAGGAAAUUGACAACUACGAGACGAAUAUUAGCCCGGUAUGUUUGCGUUGGAUUCCGCAGUCUCCAAACCCGGAAUUGCUACCAACUCAUAACUUUACGGCAGUAGGAUGGGGUCGAACGCUUGAUGCUAAGCGAAGCAAUGUAAGCAAUAAAUUAGAGAUUCCCUGGUAUCACCACGAAGACUGCAAACAGAGAUAUUCGAAAGUGAGAAUAAACAUAACGGACACACAAAUUUGUGCAGGUGGAAAAUUCAAAGAGGAUACUUGUGACGGAGAUUCUGGAGGUCCUCUUCUGUCAAAUAUUGAUGGAUGUGAUUAUUUGGAUGGUAUUGUGUCAUCUGGGAAAGGAUGCGGUUUAGAAGAUUGGCCAGGGAUCUAUACCAACGUCACAGCUCAUAAAGAUUGGAUAAUGGAAAAUUUGAAACUUUAAAUAUUGAAAAUCCAUGACGUUUUUGAGGAUCGUAUUGUUGAAUAUUCUUGUAUAUGAAAAAUCAAAAGGUUUUAAAAAGUAAAAUAAACUGAAUUUCGUAUGGAUAUAUGGGA